Messenger RNA from Colletotrichum spaethianum, 1989 nucleotides. RefSeq lists its product as uncharacterized. The record is from RefSeq and is a predicted model, not a curated record. NCBI's taxonomy places the organism in Eukaryota, Fungi, Ascomycota, Sordariomycetes, Glomerellales, Glomerellaceae. The transcript is spliced from 4 exons. The coding region runs from base 1 to 1989 and encodes 662 amino acids. Gene Ontology annotation, molecular function: zinc ion binding; nucleic acid binding.
AUGGCGGAUCACGCACCCGGCUCAGGGCCAGCUACGAAAGAGCCCAGUUGCAUUAACUGUGGCGGUAUUGGACACUGGGCCGUAGCGUGCCCCGAGCCUGUGAGAGCCAAGCCAGCUUAUGACCACGGUCGAGGGGGCGACCAACACGGCGGAAGACGGCCGGGCGCUGUUGUGACCAAAUAUCCAACUCCACCCACCGGCAACCCCAUCGUCACUCGCUACGGCCCGCCACCGGUCCAGCCCCAUGCUCUUCCUUACCCCGGCCCCCCGCAGCCCUACCCGUCUUAUCCACCCCCGCCGCCCGGUGGUUACCCUGGAUAUCCCCAGUACUCGCCACCGCCGCCUCCUCCUCCGGGUGCAUAUCCACCACCGCCCGGACCCCCGGGGCAGUAUCACUACCCAGCUCCGAGCCAGUAUGGCGGGCCUCCGCCGGGACCUCCUGGGCCACCUCUCCCUUCUUACCAACCACCACCGUCUUAUCCUCCCAGUGCUUCGUACCCUCCCUCAUACACCCCUCCAUCCGGAUACCAGCCCGCCCCUCUCCCUCCACCCCCUAGUGGUCAGUACUCUGCACCAUACAAUCCCACGUCAUCGGGAGGCUACCCUCCGUCCACAUAUGGGCCACCACUAGUUCAGCCGCCAUAUGGAGCUCAACCAGGUCCUCCCCCGCCUCCGUCCUCAUAUACCCAGCCGUACGGGCCCACCGCUCCUGCCAAUCCUAAACGCGACGCCUCACAACCAAGGCCGAAGUCGAGCGGUAACAAAGAGAAACAAGGGCCAACCCGGGACGAAUCCGAGCCGAAAGCCUUGAAGACGGCAUCGAUAGCAAGCGCGACCCCUGAGAGCGGACAUGCCAACACCGUCUCUGAAGAUGGCGUCGAUGAUGAUGAAAUCGAUUGGAAGUGGGAGGAGGAGAUGAUCUUCCAGGAGGCGGACAAAGGCCACCAACCAGAUCCAAUCGCCAAGCCGCUCCCUGGACCGGGAGAAUACCAUGAUAAUAUCAUGUUACCUCCAGCAUGGAAUGCUACAUGCAUUCAAUCCGACUUUGUCACAGAAGAGAAUCUCGAGGAGUUUUCGCGGUCGAUCCGAGAAACCGAGCACUUUGCAUCUCUGCAACAUGACCCAGCGUUCUGGAGAGGCCCAGUUGACUCGAAAGCGGCCAAGCGACAAAGCGAACCGCGGGAUAACAAGCCCGUCACUUUCAAGUCCAUUCGCCUUCCAGGAUUCCCUUCUCUCCCACCGAAACCACCGACUCCGGAGAACCACGAAUACCGCCCAGUCAACAGUCGCAAGCGCACUUGGGAAGACUCACCUUCCGACUCGCGGGCUAGAAGCAGCCAAGAUGGUGAGUGGUCAGACCAACGUCAUAAACGACAAAGGGGCGACUCGCGUUCUGGCUACGAUACUACAUCACCUCAUACACGGAGGACUAGGGAAGAGUCCCGACCAAUCGACCGUUACCGCUCUCAGCGGCUAGACCGUGCCGAGUCUGAUCCAGCCGAGGCACUGCUGAAGUCUCUGGAUACUUCCCAUGAUGCUGGUCCCUCUAGGCGACAUGAUGGCGACAAGUUUCCCAGUCGCCACGGUUCCGGUUACCACAACUCUCGACAUGCGCGACGCCAGGGAUCAGCCAAUAGCUUUCAGGAAGGACGGACACCGCCGCUUGCGGGGACACCACCGCCACAGAAUAACCCUCGGAGCAGUCACGCCUCGCGGUCUCGUUCACGCUCGCGCCACUCCCACCGACGUGGAUCCCAGAGCAGCCAUGCCGGAUCACGCCCAGCAUCUAGGCAGUCUGUGGCAUCAUUCGCGUCGCAUGGCACCGAAGACUCAGAGCUGUCGGCCCUCGAGGCCGAACUCCUUGGCAUUGCUCCUAAAUCAAAAGGGGGCAAGGAGGGUAAACACGGAGACCACGGCUUGAAGUUUCGCAAGCGCGCCCCGAAGGUCGACUCUGCCUACAGCAUUAGUCACGGUCGCCGUAACUUGUAA